Molecule: messenger RNA, 342 nt
Organism: Trichoderma citrinoviride
Lineage: Eukaryota; Fungi; Ascomycota; Sordariomycetes; Hypocreales; Hypocreaceae
Product: thioredoxin-like protein
Exons: 2
Coding region: 1-342 (113 amino acids)
Molecular function (GO): protein-disulfide reductase activity
Source: RefSeq, a predicted model, not a curated record
AUGCCCGUCAUCGACAUCAAGACCAAGCCCGAGUUCGACUCCCUCAUCCAGUCAACCCCCUACGUCGCCCUCCAGGCCCACGCCACCUGGUGCGGCCCCUGCAAGGCCAUCUCCCCCAUCUUCAACAAGCACGCCGACGCCCUCGCCGUCCCGGAAAAGUUCGCCUUUGCCCGCUUCGACACCGACGAGGUGCCCGACCUCGCCAUGGAGCUCGGCAUCCGCAGCAUCCCCGCCUUCUACGUCUUCGAGAACGGCGAAAAGGCCGACUCGCUCACCGGCGCCAACCCGCCUGCGCUGCAGAAGCUGGCCGAGGGCGUUGCCGAGAAGGCCAAGGCGCUCUAA